CCAGGGCAUCCAGCAAAGAGCCUUGCUGCUGCUCUUCAGGAAGAAUCCUGAAGAUUGAGGGAGAAGAUUGUAACACACCCUCUGAAGUCCUUUCCCCAGGACAUGGUGACCUUCGCCGAAGUGGCUGUGAGCUUCUCUCCAGAGGAGUGGCUGUACCUGGACGCCUCUCAGAGGAAGCUCUACAGAGAUGUGAUGCUAGAGACCUACCAGCACCUGCAAGCCAUAGGGCAUUGUGGGGUGAAGCCUGCGCUGAUCUCCUGGUUGGAAGGAGGAGACCUCGGAAGGCUGCAGAGAGGCAUGUUUCCAGAUGGUGGACCACAAGUUCCGAUAGUGGAAUUUCAGCAAUUUCCUUUUGGAAUGGAAUAUCCAAAAAAUUGUAAGCUGAGAAACAGCCAGACCCAGUUGGAUGGAGCUGAUCCUGUGCUGCGUGCCACAGUCUGGAGGAAAUUGUUCUGCCCAUAUCCCAAUGGGAGUGAAGAAUCAGGGGGCAUCUGUUGUGAAGUGGACCAGAGUGAAGAGAGAUUUCUUACGCCAGAGCCAGUGACCACUGUGCAAAACUCCCCUGAAUCUGCUCUGCCCAGUCCCUGGACACAGACCACCACAGUGGGACCAUUCUGGGAAAUGCAAACAACUGUGUUUGCUCUGAGCCCCUUACAAUCUCAGGCUAACCAGCACAUUACCUGUGGAAUGGAGCCACCUGAGUGUAAGCAAUGUGGAGGGGACUUUCUGUGUGCCCUGCACCUUGCAGUUCCCUCAGACACCCUCAGUACAAAGGAUACCCCUGAGGGUCUGCGGGGUGGAUAUGCCCUGAGUCAACCUUCAUGCCAGAGAGACACUAAGGAAGUUCAGAAACGAGAGAAGCAAAAUAAAUGUAAGGAGUGUGGGAAGGUAUUUUCUCAAUCCUCAAGCCUAUAUAGGCACAAAAGAAUUCAUACAGGAGAGAAACCAUAUACAUGUCAGGAGUGUGGGAAGGCCUUCAUGCAAUCCUCUGGCCUCCAUAGGCACAAGAAAAUUCAUACUGGAGAGAAACCUUAUAAAUGUCAGGAGUGUGGGAAGGCCUUCACUCUAUCCUCACAUCUUAAUAGUCACAAGAAACUUCAUACUGGAGAGAAACCUUAUACAUGUCAGGAGUGUGGAAAGGCCUUCACUCAAUCCUCAGGACUCUGUAUUCACAAGAAAAUUCAUACUGGGGAGAGACCUUAUACAUGUCAGGAGUGUGGGAAGGCCUUCACGCAAUCUUCAGGUCUUUAUAGUCACAAGAAAAUUCAUACUGGAAUGAAAACUUAUACAUGUCAGGAGUGUGGGAAGGCCUUCACUCAAUCCUCAGGACUCUAUAUGCACAAGAAAAGUCAUACUGGAGAGAAACAUUAUACAUGUUAGUAGUGUGGGAAGGUGUUUACUCAAUCCUCAAGUCUUUAUAUAUACAAGAGAAUUAUAUUGGAGAGAAGUCUCAUGCAUGUCAAGAGUGUGGGAAGUCCUUCACUCUGUCCUCACACCUUAAGAGUCACAAGAUAAUUUAUACAGGAGAGCAACCUUAUAUAUGUCAGAAGUGUGGGCAAACCUUAACUCAAUUAUCAAUUCUUCUCACAUGAAUAUUCAUACUGGAGACAAGGCUUGAACAUGUAAGUAUGUAAGGCAGUCUGUUGGUCUCCAGACUUCUCUAAGAACAAAAGAAUGUAUAAUGGAGAAAAGGCUUAUAUCUGUUAGGUGUGGGAAGGCCUUCACUAUCUUUAAGACUUAUAAGCAGUAGAAUAUUAAAAUAGGGAAAAAAUUAAA
Messenger RNA from Suncus etruscus (white-toothed pygmy shrew), 1776 nucleotides. RefSeq names its product zinc finger protein 383-like. Bases 103 to 1380 code for a protein of 425 amino acids. NCBI's taxonomy places the organism in Eukaryota, Metazoa, Chordata, Mammalia, Eulipotyphla, Soricidae. The transcript is spliced from 7 exons. Gene Ontology annotation, molecular function: DNA-binding transcription activator activity, RNA polymerase II-specific; RNA polymerase II cis-regulatory region sequence-specific DNA binding. Gene Ontology annotation, biological process: regulation of transcription by RNA polymerase II. The record is from RefSeq and is a predicted model, not a curated record. Gene Ontology annotation, cellular component: nucleus.